AUGCAUUUACCAUCACUCGUUUCACUUGCUGCUCUUUGGGUAAGCACUGGCCUCUUUGCGCAGGGCAAAGUGCACAAAGCAAAAAUCUACAAGAAUGAAGGACUUGAACCUGCGGAAAACCCUUUUUUUAGUCCCAUUGAAUUUGAGAACCAUGUAGCAACGCUUGGACAGAAGUACCUACUGCAGUUUGAACGUGCGUACCCUGAGGUGGAGUUUUCCAGAGAGCACCCCUUCUUUGCGGAAAGCGGACAUGACGUGCCACUAAGCAACUACUUGAACGCCCAGUAUUUCACCGAGAUUUCACUUGGAACGCCUCCGCAGCCAUUCAAGGUCAUCUUGGACACCGGGUCCUCGAACCUGUGGGUUCCUAGCGCGGAGUGCGGGUCGUUGGCGUGCUUUUUGCACUCCAAGUACGACCACGACGCUUCUUCGUCGUACAAGGCCAACGGAUCAACAUUUGCCAUCCAGUACGGCUCUGGGUCUUUAGAGGGCUACAUUUCGCAAGACACCCUGUCGAUCGGAGACUUGACCAUCCCCAAGCAGGACUUUGCGGAGGCCACUGCGGAACCCGGUCUGGCCUUUGCGUUCGGUAAGUUCGACGGUAUCUUGGGUUUGGCGUACGACACAAUUUCCGUGAAUAAGAUCGUGCCCCCAGUGUACAAGGCGCUACACGACGGUCUCUUGGACGAGCCCAAGUUUGCCUUCUAUUUGAACGACGCAGACAAGUCGGAACAGGGCGGUGAGGCUACUUUUGGUGGAAUUGACAAGUCCAAGUACAAGGGCGACAUUACAUGGCUCCCAGUUCGCCGUAAGGCCUACUGGGAGGUCAAGUUUGACGGUAUCGGAUUAGGCGACGAAUACGCCGAGCUCCAGGGUACCGGCGCUGCUAUCGACACCGGUACCUCGCUCAUUGCGUUGCCAUCGGGUCUAGCAGAGGUUUUGAACGCCGAAAUUGGUGCCAAGAAAGGUUGGACCGGUCAAUACACCGUGGACUGUGACUCCAGAGACCAAUUGCCCGACUUAACCUUCACUUUUGAUGGCUACAACUUCACCAUAACGCCAUAUGACUACACCUUGGAAGCCUCUGGUUCGUGUAUCUCUGCAUUCACGCCUAUGGACUUCCCAGAGCCCGUUGGUCCUUUGGCCAUCGUUGGUGAUGCCUUCUUGCGCAAGUUUUACUCCGUCUACGACUUGGGCAACGAUGCAGUUGGUUUGGCUACCGCUGCUUAA
Messenger RNA from Lachancea mirantina, 1230 nucleotides. NCBI's taxonomy places the organism in Eukaryota, Fungi, Ascomycota, Saccharomycetes, Saccharomycetales, Saccharomycetaceae. The record is from the annotation of a GenBank genome assembly.